This is a messenger RNA of Podarcis lilfordi (Lilford's wall lizard), 16591 nucleotides long. NCBI's taxonomy places the organism in Eukaryota, Metazoa, Chordata, Lepidosauria, Squamata, Lacertidae. The record is from the annotation of a GenBank genome assembly.
AUGGGGAUGCUGCUGAUCUUCCUAGUAUGGACUGCUUUUCUUGGUAAGUUUGACUCCUGUUUUCUAGGCAGCUAUGUUAUUUUAUUUUACCCUUCUGGGAUAUUAGGGCUAGAGGGCUCUGUAUAAGAACCUAGCAGAUAUAAGGUUAAUAAUAACACUGAUGAAUCUAGCUGGAGGAGAUGGAAAGAUAUGCCAAUUUCAGUGCUCUCUCUCUCAUUUUUUAAAUCUUAUAUUCAAUAUUCCACAUUUCUGCCAUGUUUGUUGAGUGUUCGUUUAUUGAAAUCCUCAUGAAAAUUUAUCAGUGUUCUAGUGCUAAUUUUUCCUAAUAAAUACAUUUUAUUAGGCAGCAGCUGCACUUUGGAACUCCCUGCCUAUUGAGAUCAAGCAGGAACCUUCUCUGUACUCUUUUUCAGCAUCUGCUAAAAAUAUUCUUGUUUAGACAGUCUGCUCAGAUGCUUAGGAAGUUAAGGUUAUUUUAAUUGGUUUUAGUAUUUCAACUUUUGUAUGUUUUAAAAUACUGUUGUAGACAAAGGAUCUCUUCUGUGUUAAUUAUACCCAGGUGGUUUCUUUAAAGUUAAGUGUUCUUUUACAUUGAAUUUAUUGCAUAAUCAUGAUUAUUAGCAAAAAUCUUGGAGAGGGUAUGUAGCAACUUCCCAAGGAGGAAAGGGUUUAAUGUUUGGGGUGGAGAGAGGAGAGUUGGGGAUGGACGUAUAAAAUUAUGCAUGGGGUGGCAAAAGCAAACAGCAAGAGGUAGUGAAAUUUAGCAGUUAGAGUUUUGGACUAGGGCCUCUCAGAGCAAGAUUCAGAUCCGUGCUCAACCUACCUCACCAUGUUGCUGGGAGGAUAAAAUGGGAAGGGGCUGAACCACAUAUACAUAUACAAUUUUGAAUUUGUUGGAGGAAAGGUGGGAUAUAGUUAUAAUAAACAAAUAAAUUGAGAGGUAUCUGUCUCUCGUUAUACUAAAUUCCAGAGUCACCCAAGGAAGUUGAAUGGUGGGAGAUUUUUUUUUUUGUCUUCUAAUUUUUUAUUUAUACUUUUCAAAUUUCUACAUUUCAUUAGUUUUACAAUCAAUGUAACAUUUUGAAAUUUGACUUCCUUCCCCUCUUUCUGCGGUUUCUUAAAUUUAUUUUUUAAUAUCUUCGGCAUAUCCAAAUCCAUUUAAUAGGGGGAGAUUCAAGACAGCCAAAAAGGAACACAGAUCAUAAUUAAACUAUGGAAUUAGCUAUCUUAAGGUGCGGUGAUGGCCAAGAAAUGGGAUGGCUUUAAAAGGUGAUGAGACAAAUGCAUGGAGCCUAAGGCUAUUAGCGGCUGCUAGCCAUGAUGGCUGUGGACUACCUUCAAUGUCUGAGGUGAAAUGUCUCUGAAUACCAGUUUCUGGGGAACAUGAGUCUGAUACUGAUCCUGCGCUCAUUUGCUGCUUGUGGGCUUCCCAUAAGCAUUUGUUGGCUUAGAGGCCGAAGCAACGUUUUGUGUUUUGUUUUGUUUUGUUUUUUGAGGAAGCCGGGGCCCCUCAGUGUCCAGAGGGCAGCCCUCUGGCUCCUCACAAGUCACAUGCACAAUGUCAGGAUGUCAAGUUGGGGCCCCUCAGCCCUCUUGAGCAGCCGGUGCCUCUGCUGGUUGGCCACACUGAAAACAGGAUACUCCUCCUGGUUGGGGCUUUGGUCUGAUCCAGCCAGCCUCUUCUUAUAUUCUUAUGACGCACUGAACACAAUUUCCUUUGUGGGCAAGUGGCAUUCUCUACGUUAACCGAAUCUGACCUAAUCCUUUUGUCGCCUUUGUUUUGCAUUUCAGUGGUUGACUGCACACCUCCACACAAACAUCUGCAGGUGCUUCCCAGGUUUGGGGGUGCCUAUCAUAUAACAGGUAACGAACUUCUUCACUGCUCUUGGAUGCUUCAGGGGGAAAUUAUUUGUAGAGACUAGGCAGAGAUGAGACACCUGCGUUGGGGGCAGAGUAUGCAACACUUCAGGUGAUAAUGGAAAGGGAUAAUUUAUUAGUCUUCUCUACACCGCUCUCCUCCCAAUUUCUAAAGCAGAGAUGGGAAGCCAAUGGCAUUCCAGAUAUUAUUGGACUCUUAACUCCCGUCACCCUUGACCCCUGGCCAUGCUGGCUGGAGCUGAAGGGAGCUGGAGUCCAGCAACAUCUGGAGGGCCACAGGUUCCCCAUCCCUGUUUUAAAGAACUGCAUCUUCCCAUUUAAGAGGUAUGCUCACUAGAAGCAGGGCAGAAGAUGAUCCGCUCCUUAAUUUCUGUAUUAAAAAUGGUUUGUGGCGACAGGAAGCACAGAGCUGGUUUCUGAUUAAAGCUUAUGCUGACGGAUCGCAUUAAUUAAUUGAAGCUUGCAGCCCCAAAUGUGGAGAGCGGUGUCCUCAGAACAGGACCAUCUGGCAGCAUAGAGGCACACCUGGAAGAAUGUGCAGGCUUAGUGCAAACACAGAAACAAAUAAAUCUCAAAGCAAGUUGGAACAAAAAAGGCUCUCUUGGGCAUCUGUGAAAUUACCUUAUGAAAAAAUAAGCAGCCAUCUAUCAGUCACUGCCUUUGUGUGUUAAUUCAUUGCUUUAACUUUUUAUCAGCCUUCUGUUCUUUCUAGGUAUGAUUUGCCAACUGACAGAUGUCCACUGGAAUAAUGUUUAUCUCUUUGUAUUGCACUCAUUUUUCUCAAUCUUAUGUAAAUGCAGCACGCUUGGAGCUAGAUUAUUUGUGAUAAGUACAAUGCCCAUAUCUCAGAGAUGCCUCAUUAUGGAGGUGGCUCUGUGUGCAGAGGGCGUUUCCUUCCAUUUUUAUUGCAAGGCUGGGGAACCUCUGGCCCUCCAGAUGUUACUACACUACAACUCCCAUCACCCCUCACUAUUGCUCAUGUAAUAUCCAACCAUCUCUGGAGAGUCACUGGUUCCCUACCCUUGGUGUCAGGAGCCAGAGUCAAGGGCAGGUUAGCAAUGAAACACCCAGUGUCAGUGAAGUUAACUCUUUAUUCAAAGGGCAGACCUAGUGAUCACAGCAACUCUUCCCAGUAGGUCUUGCCCCCAAUGAGGCAGUUGCAAGGACUAAAGGUCCCUGCCUUUCCACCGCUCCCUAAGGCUCCUCCCCAGGGUUCUUCCCCAGCAACUUGAGGCUCCUUCAUCUUGUCUCUCUUUGCUCUGCCCUCUUCAUUCCUUUCCAUCUUCUGGGAGACCAGGGAGGAGGGGAGCAGGAGGGGGAGAUUCCCUGGCUUCCUCAGCAGCCUGCCCCCACUCCUCUCCAGCCUCGAAUUCUGGACUGCUCUCUGCCACAGACUCUUCCUGCUCACGAAACACUGUUACCUCUUCAGCUUCAUACUCCUCCUCCCAGUCUGCUCCCUCUCCACCCUCUGACCACACAUUGUCAUCUUCCCUUCUUUACUCUGGCUAAGCAACUGUUGCCAUUUGGCUUCCUUCAGGGAUCCUGAAACUGCCUUAUGCUGAAAUAGAAGAGCCCUUCGAAGCCUGGUUCAAUGAGACGGAGGGGAAAAGUCGUAUCCAGUAUUAUCACGGUAAGAGAAGUCUGGUAUUGCCAAGAAGGUGGUUGGAAGCCCAGUGAAAAAGUCUGUUUCAUUUCUCCCAUGAACAUAACCAUAUGGAUUGGGAACAGUUUUAGAUGCCUUACACCAGGUCACGUUAUUUCUCUGUUAAGCCUCAUACUGUUUACUCCACGGAUGGCGGAUGAGCCCUCCAGAUGUCACUGGACCACAACUCUGAUCAUCCUUCCCAUCCAAACUGGGGCUGAUGGGAGUUGGAGUCCAAUAAUAUCUGGAGGACCACAGGACCCCCACAAUAGACCUGCUGUCUCUGACUGGCAGCAGCUCUCCAGUGUCUCAUGCGGAAGUAGUUCCCAUUGCCUGCUUUAAUACGAUGAAGAUGAUGGCUUGUAUCCAAAGAAGCACUUAAGUCUAUGUACACAUUAUACCUUUAAAAAAUAGUCAAAGUACAUUCCUUCUCUCAGAUACCAAUAGAGUCCCAAUGACAACUGGGGGGCUGCUGGUCCUCCACCCCUGAGUUAUAUAAACACAAGAUAGGAAUAAUAAUAGCAGAAACUUGGAAUGUGCUCCUUAAGCUACUCCAGAGACUGUCCCAAGGGGAAGAUAGUGCUGUGAAAGGCUAUCCCUUCCUUCGAAGCCAAAGAGGUGGUCAAGGAGACCUGUUCUAUGUCGCUGGAGGUCAGGGUUGGAUCCAGUUUUCAGGUGGGCCAAGAGCAACAUGCUCUUUCAUACAUUUGUACGAGAGGUUACUUGGGUUGGUGGCAGGUGGCAACAGCACCACAGCCAGUGCAGAGCAGCUUGGGACCCUCGUUUAAAUUUCUCACAAUGCCCUGGAGCAUUCUGGGAAGUUUAAAAUGGUGGCUACAAGUUAUCCAGCAUAUGGGGCACAGGGCAGGCAGCAGGGCAAUAUCACCUCAGAUGUUUGUUUGUUUGUUUGUCAUAUUUAUUCAUAUAGCAAUUAUAUCCUACUUUUUCUCCCACAGGAGCCCAGGGCUGGUGUAUGGUACAUUUGCCCCACAUAAAAAGAUAAUCAAAUCCCUGCAAGUAAAAUAAAAACAAAGGCUUGGGACAUUUGGGAGGAAAAGAAAUCUAGGCCCAGCCCACACCCUGUGUGCAAAUUUUCAACUUGUAUGGGUUUUUUUUUUUUUUAAGAUAUUUAUUGAGAUUUUUAAAAUGUUACAAAAAAGAGAAAAAAUAAAAUAGAAGCAGAAGAGAGUACAAAGGAUAAAAAUAAUUAACAUAAUAGAAAAAAGAGAAAAAAAACCCAACCCCUUCCCACCAUAUACGAAAAAAUUCCAAAUGAGAAAAAAUGACAGAGAAAAAAAAAGAAGAAUGCAAAAAUCACAAAACUUUAAAAACAUUUAAAAACAAAUUCAUUAUUUUCAAAUCCUUAACUGUCAUUACCUUCUUUCUUAGACCUCCUCCUCCUCCCUUUCUUUGUAUCCUAGUUAUUAAUUAUCCCAGCAAAUCCUUGACCUUAUCUUUCUAUAAUAAAAUAAACCUUAAAACUUAAAACUUAAAUCUUAUGCUUACCAACUUCUCAUAAUCAUAAUAUUCUUUCAUAAUUCUUUAAACAUCUUUGCUAAAGCCAAAUAAUUUCAUUUCAACAUUUUUCUAUCAUUCAUCAAUUUUAUAAAACAGUUCUAAUGGUAGAAAAAAGAGGUAUAAACAGAUCCAAUCUUCAUCCAGCUUCCCUUCCUCCUGGUUCCGGGUUUUGUCAGUCCUUAUUCCCGUCAAUCUAGCCCAUUAACCUGGCAACCUUAUGUCCGAGGCCCUCAAGUCUCUUCCAUGACCCUUCCGCGGCUCUUCUUCAUACUUGUAACUGUAUUUUCCCUUGUCUCCUGCUCGUGGUAACUCCAGCUUGACAAUGUUUUUAACCCUUCUCAACAGAUCAGCCAUGUUCAACAAUGAAUUCCAUGUAGUAUUUAAAAGCAUGUUUCAAAGGCCCUCCAAAAUUGAGAGCCCCCACAGUCCCAAACAUCUCACGGCCCGUUGUCAUAUUUGAAAAGUCCAAACAUCCCAGCAUAGGGGGGUCAAUCCAGCCCCCCAUUUCCAAACCAAGCCAAACUUUUCCUUUCCAGAUAUGGCUUUUUCCAAGUUCAUUUGUCAAAUCCAAAAAUCAUAUUCCUGUUGGGCCUGUUCUGUCAAAACACACUCCUGAUUUAAUGUCAAAAACUCCUGUUCUGUCAAGACACACUCCUGAUUUAAAUCCUGAGUGGGCUCCACAUAUUUUCCCACUGUCUGUUCAAAGUUUCCCACUGCCUGUUCAAAAUUUCUAGUCGAAGUCGCCAUCCAAUUCACCUUCUCGUGUAAUUGUUCCAGUAGAUCGUUUGUUUUAUAGAGAGCAUACAACAAGGCUUCUGAAUACAUUGUCCUACAAGGUCAGAUACUUGUUCCCACGGUUGUAAUCUGUAACAGCUGUCGACUCCCUGGAGUUAGUUACAGUUUCACAGUUACACUUUCACAGACUCCCCCUAGGGGGAAGACUUCUAUUUAUUCUUGCAACAAAGUUUCCUUUUUUAAGAUACUUUGUCCAUAUAUAAUCCUUUAAAAUGCGAAAGGGAACAGUGGAAUCACUAGGUUUCUCUUCUUUAGCCAUCUGUCAAAAACACUUGUCUUUGGUUAAUGAACUUCACGCGUCAGUCCUGACAGCCCGCUCCAGGAUCAGGACGGAGGAAAGUUACUUCACUUUAAAGUCACUUUAAACAAUCCAAAAAGAUCCCCCCCUUCUCCUGCUGUUGAAGGGGGGUUCCACAAUUUUAAAUGGUGAAAUCCAAUCUUUUAAAAGCGAUUUCCUGAGCUCUAGUUUAAUUUGCCUUUGCUUUAUUCUGUUUACAAAAGAACGGAAGGAUGACUUCCUGUUUAGACCUUCCUGUUCCGUACCAAAUUCAAAUAAAUUUUUAAAGUCCGAUUCUUUCCUACUCGCAAGUCCUUAUUUGAUGUCCAAUUGUUCAAAGUCUAAGUACUCACGGGUGCUUAUUUUAAAGUCCAAAUUGUCCCAGGAAAAGGCAGCGCUCUCCGGCAACAGCUAUGCGGCUUCGCUCCACGGAAAUAGCAGUUGACUCACAGCACCGCGCCACUUCCCCCUCUUCACUUCGGAGCCCGUUAGUGGGUUCCUUAGCGGGUUGGGGGGGCGCUAAAGGUGCCCGCCGAGUCCCAUGGUCACAGGCUUCAUCCGCCUGUGAUUUUUAAGUGGGUCCCCGCUUCGCCGUAGCGGAGAAGACCCGUUUUCCGCGGAGCUAGUCCCUCCAGUUCAGAGGGAGUCCGCCAUUGCCGGUGGCGCCACCCCGGAAGUCUGGGGUUUUAUUUUGUGGAAUGGAUAUGGGAAGAUUCCCCCCCUCCCACACACACAUGCAGCCUGGAAUGGCAUAAUCCAUUUUGCUACCUCGCUCUGCUGCAUCUGUAGACCAGGAUAGAGUUUUAAAGACUGUGGUUUUGUGUUCACGUCAAAAUGUUUAUAAGAGUUGCCAUUGGUUCCUUCUCUGGAAUAAGAGUGGCCCACUACAUCCUUUUUAUUUCUGGAUCAUGAAUAAAGCUGCAGGCUUUCCCCCAAGACCUGAUUCCUGUCAUCUCUGAAAUAAAUAAUCCACCCAGCUGAGGUUGAAGAGCAGACCUCAGAUUUAUGCAGCAUUUGUUGUAAAGGAAUACUGUUUCCCAACAUGGUGGGCUGGAAAUUCUAAUGGGGUUGGGGAGCCUGUGGGCUUCAAAUUGCUGUUGGACUUGAGCUCCCAUUAGCCCCAGCCAGAGUGGUCAAUGGACAGGGAUGGUGGAAGUUGUAGUCCAACAACAUCUGGAGGGCCACAGUUCUUUGAUCUAAUGCAUGGGUAGGCAAACUAAGGCCCGGGGCCAGAUCCAGCCCAAUCUCCUUCUAAAUCUGGCCCACAGACGGUCUGGGAAUCAGCGUGUUUUUACAUGAGUAGAAUGUAUCCUUUUAUUUAAAAUGCAUCUCUGGGUUAUUUGUGGGGCAUAGGAAUUCGUUCAUAUUUUUUUUCAAAAUAUAGUCCGCCCCCCCCCACAAGGUCUGAGGGACAUUGGACUGGCCCCCUGCUGAAAAAGUUUGCUGACCCCUGAUCUAAUGAAAUAAGAAUUAGAUGUAGUUUCUGAGGCAGAUAUUAGUGUAAUGAAUGCUUCUUUCCUUGCUUCUCCAGGCCAGGUGAUCACUUACCAGUUUAGCUUUGUAAAACCUUUUGGGGCCAGCUUCAAGGUAACUCCAGAAACCACGGAAACCGAGGCCAACAUUAAGGAGUGCUUCCAGAUCAAUGGAACAUUGGAGAAUCCCAUUAGGCCUCAAAGUGUCUUUCCUAACCUAUCUGAAUUCCAGGUGAGUCCCUCAAGCUCCUGCUUCCAAUCAUCUCAGUUCAGACAUCACACCAAACUGUGCAUUAUGUUAACCAUAGUUAUAAAUAAGUUCAUGCCAUGGUUUGAGUUUCCAGACACACGACAAGUGAACUAUGCUUUAGAGUUCCUGAUCUGCUUUUCUGUCCCAUGCACUCAGUUUUGUCUGUUCACCCCUGUCUCCACGGUGCAACAACUCUUUGCAGAGCAAAAUGGUUUGCCAGUGGACUGUGAAUUCAGACAUAAUGGUAAACAACGGUCAGCCCAAAAGUUGGCUUGGCUUGCAAACCUGAGGUUUGAUAUCCUGAUUUGGAAACCCCUCAUAAACUACACUUUGAGAACUGGUAUGGUUUUAGACAUACCGUAACACCAUACCAUGGUUUGAUGUUGUGCCCGAAUGCAGCCAAUAUGCCGUGAAGUGCAUUUUGAGGAUUUCGAAAGCUGGAUUUCAGAGUUGGGGUUGGAAGCUUUAUGCACUGUAACUAACCAAGAAACCUAAUUUCUUUUAGAGAUGAAGAGCUUUAGCCAGCAGUAGCCUUGCUCCUGAACAGAGUCUGGUUGCUGGUGUGCUUUACUCUGUCUUAACUUAAGCUGAGGUAUUUUAUGCCAGCUUCCCAUAUAUAGACUUGCUCCUUACACCCUUAGAGUAGGGGUGGGCAUUUGUUUUUCCUGUUAAGUCUUCAUUUCUUCAGGGGCAAUCUAUUGGGAGCUGCAUGCUGGUGGAGGGUGGGGCCAUAGCAAAAGGGGGCAGGUCACCUCUGCUUUCUCACUUUCUGGCUCCCUCUGCACCAUACAUUUAAACAGUAUCAUAUAACUUUGAACAGCCCCCUCCAAAAUCCUGGAAACAUUGGUUUAGGGUGCUGAGAGUUGUUGGGAGAUUCCUAUUCCCCUCACAGUUCUACAAUUCCCCAAGUGGUUUAACAUCUUAUCCUUUUUCCCAGGAAGCUCUAGUUAAGAGUGCUGGGGGGGGGGCGGGGAGGAGAGAAAAUUGUGGUGAAAAACUAGGAAAUGCUACUGAACUACAACUUCCACGGUCCUCGGUGACUGACCAUGCUUGCUGGGGCCGGUGAGCAGGACCAGCCUACCCAUGAGGUGAGGUGAGGUAGUCAGGUUAGGUGGCAGAUCUGGCCUCAUCUGCUUCCAUUUGCUUUCUCCUCCUCCUCCUCCUAUGUGUCCUGCUACCUCCUUUGCCACUACCAUGGCCUCUGUGCCUGGCUGUAGUGGAGGGGGAGGAGGAGGAGGCUGGGCGCAGAGGAAGUGUUGAUGGUGACAAGGGGGCACAAUUUCUGUUUUGCCUGAAGUGCCAAAACGUCCUGGGCUGACAUUGCUGAUGGAAGUUACAGUUCAGCAACAUCUGGAGGGCCAAGGGUUCUCCAUGCCUGUUUCAAAAGCUCUUGUUUGCUGCACAUCAGUGGUAUUUUCGAACCUGCCCUUCCCAGCCUCUCACUGAGAAUCUUACUCUUUCCUGCUCUCUCGCACUCCAAACUCCAGACUGUUCUGCAGGAAGACUACAACGGGCAGCCCUGCGCAGUCCUGGAGAGUACGUCAUAUUGGGGCAAGAAGAAGAACAUCUACAGGUUCUGGGUUGCAGAUGCUUCCCCAGAGCCUGUCCCAGUGCACUAUGAGAUGAGGGGCUUCAACACUCUCCUGGGCUCCCACUACGACAAGUAUGAGAUAGACUACACCAGCUUUUCCCGCAGAUUCCCCUCUGACGUCUUUGAUCUCCCUGGUGGUAUGUUCAGUGCAGAGCUGUCCUCUUGCAUAGAGAGCCUCCUGUUUCUCCUUCUCCUCACCUACAAGGGUGCAUGUUGCAGCUGUGGUAAUGUCUAGCGCAGAGAUAACCAAUGCUGUGCCUUUCAGAUACUGGGGACUCCACCUCCUAUCAUCCCUGACCACUGGCCAUGCUGGCUGGGCCUGAUGGGUGUUGGAGUCCAAUGACGUCCUGAGAGCACCAUUUUGUCUAAUGCCACUAUAUAUAUUUGUUAUAUUUAUCAGCAGGUUCCAGGGUGGCAUACAACAAUUUAAAAUUCCAAUUAAAUAUGUCAAAACGAAUUACAGUCACAGGGUGGGUCCUUUAAAUGCACAUCUCAGGUGUCAUCUCAACUUGCCAGCUAACCAUGGAAAAGCUAUGCCUGUUGAAUCUCUGCCUGCUCUGGAUUCUAUUAAAGGCACUGAGAUUCUGUCAGGAAAAACAGCAAUAUUAGUUUCAGCCCAAGUACCAAGUAUGGUUGCCAACUUCCAGACAGCAGUGAUGUGGUAGCAUUAAAGAAACAUCACAGGGCAAACUAAAUUGGAAUAAACCUGCUCCUAUUGUGCUGUUGUUGUGUAAAGAAAAUCUUGCAGACUACAGCCACAAUAAAAUACCAGUCUGGACUGCAGCCCAAAGCAAGCAAAUAAGAACUGAAGGGGAAUAAUCUGUAGCUUAUUUUGACUUCUGGUCAUGGCAGUCACUUCUGCUUUCUGCCUCAUAGGUAUAAAAUGCACACGUUGGCCAGGUGUAGGACCGGAGCAUAGGAUCUUGGCCAAUCCCAUGCAAGAAUUUGUUGGGGGAGCCGGGGAAGUAGGCCGAGACCACGAGCAUCUAUUCCAUCACUACAAGGGGAAAUUCAGAAAGACCUACAAGAGUGAGGAGGAGAUGGAGCACAGGAAGCACAACUUCAUCCACAACAUGAGGUACACAAAAUGUGGAUGAAAAAAUUGUACAGUUGGAAACUGAUAAUUUACAGCUGGAAAAUGGGAAAGAGGGAAAUCAGAUAUGCCAGGCAUAUGUGCUUUUCAUUAUUAUUGUUUUCCAGAUACGUCCACUCCAAGAACAGGGCCAACCUCUCCUACAAACUGGCUGUGAACCACUUGGCCGAUCAUACACCAGAGGAGAUGGCAGUGAUGAGGGGGAGGCUAAAGACCGGUGAACCCAACCAGGGCUGGCCCUUCCCUGCCCAAGGCUAUGACAACCUCACCCUGCCAGAGAGUCUGGAUUGGCGGCUUUAUGGUGAUCAUAAAGCCCUCGUUUUGAAUUUAAAUUUGGAAAGAAUACUUAUAGUAACAGUUCGGGGGGGGGGGAAUCCAAACUGAAAUAGGACAUCUGCAAAAUUUAAUUGCAAAGAAGUAACAUUCCCUGUGAAAACCCACUCUUUAAAGCUGAAUCAGAGCAAACAUCAAUUUAGGUUUUCCGUGGAUUGACGUUUGCUCUGAUUGAGCUUUAAAGGGUGAGUUUUCACAGGGAAGGCCGUGGAGGAAAAUAAAGGGCACUCAGACAGGGAGCUUUAAAUUGCGGAUGUGCCUGGAAAGAGCAGGGGAAAGGUUAUUAUGGAUAAGCCCUGAGUGCAAUUUUAUCCUCUCUAUUUGUCCCAUUUAUUCCCACACUGCCUCCCUAAAUCUGUCAUUUGGGGGUCCCCCAAUCCUUUAGAGCAGAUCGGGGGGGGGGACACACGAAGCACUAAUGAGUGCUGCAUUGUAUACAAGCCAAAAUGUAUACAAGAUUAAAUAGAACGCAAGUGUAUAUUUCAAAAGGAUUUCACUAAAGUGAAAAAGAAAAGGGAGGGGAAGAUAGGACUCUACAAUAUAUCAAAAGCUUUUGAAAGUAAAUUAAAUAAUAAUUUAACUAACCUAAACAAACUUGACUUCAAAACAGCAUAAAACUGAAAUAUAUUUCAAUUAACCCUACUUUUUUCUCUCCCCCUUCCCCCUAUAUUAAAUAAUGGGAAGUAGCAAGUGAGGGGCAAGGUGGUGGGAAGUUUGGCAUGGUGGAAAUAUGCCAGUGGAGCCAAUCCUGUGCUCCUGUGUGUGGAUUUGCUCCAUGCCAACUUCAUGCAGCAGCGACUUGGGCUUUAAAAAAAUAAUAAUUAAUAUGACAUUGUGGUUGGGAUCUGUUUCUCUAUAAUUUUUGUCCCCAUUUCUCUCUGCCUACCAAUGAAGGUGCUGUGACCCCAGUCAAAGACCAGGCCGUGUGUGGUUCCUGCUGGAGUUUUGCUACGACAGGAACACUGGAAGGCGCCCUCUUUCUCAAGGUGAGGACCUGGGCGCUUGACUGUGUCUUGAGGCUUCCUUGAUUCCUCAGAGCCCUUAAAGAACAUGGUCUCGCUUCCCCCAAAGAAUCCUAGAACUGUAGUUGGCUAAGGGUUCUAGGAAUUGUAGCCCUGUGUGAGAUAAACUAGAGUUAAACACAUCAUUAUUAUUGAUUGAUUGAUUGAUUGGAUUUAUAUACUGCCCUAUAUCCAGGGGUCUCAGGGCGGUUCACAGAAGAAAAUCAAGAUAUAAAACCACAAAAUACAUAAUAAAAAUAAAAACAACAACCCAAUAGCCACACACACCCAGCACAUUUUAAAAGGGCAUAGGAUGUAAAUCAGAUCAACCAAAGGCCUGGUUAAAGAGGAAUGUUUUUGCCUGGCACCUAAAGGUGUAUAAUGAAGGUACCAGGCGAACUUCCCUGGGGAGAGCAUUCCACAGAUGGGGAGCCACUGCAGAGAAGGCCUGUUCUCGUGUUGCCACCCUCUGGAUCUCCACUUGGUAUAGAUGUCACUGAAAUUGUGAACCUGUUCUGGGACCAUACCUCUUCAUCCUGGGAAGUAUAGUUUAAGGGUGCUGAGGGUUGUUAGAAUAUUCCUAUUCCUCUCACAGAGUGGCAAUUCCCAGAGCUCUCUUGGAAGAGUGGUUGAUUUUUAAACUACUCUGGGAACUGUAGCUCUCUGAGGGCAAUAGGUGGCUCCUAACAACUCCCAGCUCCCUUAACAAGCCAAAGUUCCCAGGAUUCUUUGGUGAAAAAGUAGAGUAAAAGAAAAAUGCCUUAAUGGAGGGCUCCCCCAAACUUCCACUGGUCCCAUGCCUAGGGUCCAAGCAGUUUUCUGUUUGCCCCACUGGUUUCCCGGGGAAUAUCUGCUCUUUAGGGCCAAACAUCAACCUGUGGGGAAACCCGGUGGACGCUUGCUCUGUUUUGGUGUGUGGUAAAGAUCUGGUUUCCCCGGGGGAAAGUGGUGGGACAAGGGGAAUUCUGGAUGAGUCCUAACUAAAUAAAUAUCCCAUCUUUUCCGUACAGACCGGAGUCCUCACUCCACUGUCACAGCAAGUCUUAAUCGAUUGUUCCUGGGGCUUUGGAAACCAUGCCUGUGAUGGGGGCCAGGAACGGCAUGCCUAUGAGUGGAUUAUGAAGCAUGGUGGGAUUGCCAGCACAGAGUCCUAUGGGCCGUACCAGGGUCAGGUGAGUGCAGAAUGUCCACCUGGAGCAACCAGAGGGUGGCAUUUCUCUUGGGCAAACUUCCAGGAGCCACGUGCCUUACCUUUACAUAGCCAUGCAAAGGCCAGAGGUUUCUAUGCAUCCUCCAUCUAGGCAAGCAGAAGGCAUCAUCAGUUUGAUGACACAUUCCAGCAGGGCAAAAGCACCUGAGCUUGGAGCAAGGGAGAGUCCCAGGGGCCAGACAGAAGGGAACAAGGGCCACAUUUGCCCCCCGCCCAGGCCUGAGAUUCCCUACCCUUACAAUAGUGAUGCCCACUGCUUCCUUCUUAAACGCUAUUGCACCUGAGAUAAUUUGAAGAGGGGACGGUGGGCUGCUGUCAUCAACAUAUUUGAUCCUUUGAGAAAAAGGAAUGUCUCAAUAAGACAAAUAUGUGAAUCAUCCAGGUAUACGCAUCAGAGGCAGGGCUGGUUGUGGUUCUCGGCUGGGUGGGCUUGCCAGUGCGUAGGGUGAAAAAUUGCCCUCAGGAGUAUGGGAAUGUUCAGGGAGGCAGGAGAGGAUAUAUUGUUUAAUUAUAUCCUUCCCAACUUGUGUUAACAGGUUCUAUAACUUAGCAGAGUAACAUUCCCCUUUUUAAACUUGUACAGCAGAUACGUCUCUUCCAGGCUUGCAUAAGCCUCUAAAAUACGUUUCUUGGUAAAUUCCCCUUUAUUCCCUCGUAAAAAGAUUAGACACAACAGUCUUGUAUAAAAGUAUAAAAGAGUUUACUCACACACAUUCUGGUCACAGAUGGAUCCCAGAAGGCAGACUUAGGUUACAAAAUAUAUACACCUGGAAUCUAUCCCAUAAGGAGAUAGUUCCUUUGUCCUCUCUUGGCUGGAGCAUCUCAGGCUGAUAAGAUGUUGCUUCUUCGACGAAUGGAGUCGGAGAGAGAUGUGGCUGCCUCCCCUGUGCUGUUUUGUUACCUGCAUAAGUAAGGCCACGCCCACCUCUGUUCACAUGUAGAGGAAGUCUGUCCCAGCCCAGGAGGAAACAGGAAGUUCCGACAGGCUGGUCCAGACAUCCCCUUUUAUGUCCACUCUAGGAAUGUUGUAUUUGACUCUGUGUUUCACAUCCCACAAGGAGUUACUAGGAAUCAGCAUUCUUUAAGUUACCCAAAACAGCUCACCAAGGCUUUGUUGAAGGAUACAAAGCAACAAUGCAGCUUCAGAGGGCAGGGCAAUUUUUCACCAGGAUGGCAGCAGGAGAGGAAAGGGUUAAAUUCCCUGCUCUGCAUUUGUUGCAAUCCAGGCCUGUCGCCUCCCCUACCAAUCAGCUGUUACUUGCAUGUUAAGAAUACAAGAGGAGCCCUGUGGAAUCAGACCAAAAGCAAAUCUAGUCCAGCAUCCUCUUUCCUAGAGUUUCCAACCAGGCUCCUGUAGGAAGCCCACAAAACAGGGCAGGAGAACAAUAGCUCCCUGCAAGAUAUAAAUGAUGAAUGCAGAUGUGCACCAAGUUUGACUCUUAGAUUCCAACGCCCCAUAUACUUCCAAGCAUAUUUUUGUGUUCAUAAGGACUAGAACAUGGAAGAUAAGGUUCUCAGGAAGUUGAAUGCUGCAAUCUGUGGCUUCACUGCCCUUUUGUGGUGGCGUUCUGCACAAACAGCUCAUCGUGUACUUUGCACAAAUUGCAGCCCAAAAGCAGGGAGUGCACACAGAAUCACAAGCUUAUAUCUGGGGCUGGAAUAGCUUUCUUGCAGUGAAACUGGGGUGUGUGUCUGCUUUCCCUUUGCCAGAAUGGCUACUGUCACUACAACCAAUCUGAGCUGAUUGCAACUCUCUCUGGCUAUGUCCGUGUGGCCUCUGAAAACACCACUGCCCUGAAGGCUGCUCUUUACAAGCAUGGCCCGGUGGCCGUGAACAUUGACGCCUCCCACAAGUCCUUUGCCUUCUACUCCAGUGGCAUCUACUAUGAGCCAAACUGCGGUGAGUCUAAUGUCACUCCUUAGUUCAAAGCCUCUGUGGUGGGAUGGGAAUUUUAUGGAUGUGUCAACUUUAUAGGUAGGUGUCACAAUGGAAAUUCUCUUGCACCACCAGUCACCAUUUAAGGCAUGCAUGGGGAGCCUGUGACCCUCCAAGUAUCAUUGGACUCCAGCUCCCACCAGCAUGAUCCGUGGUCGGGGAUGUAGAGGGUUGUGGUCCAACAACAUCUGCAGAGCCAUAGGGUCAUACUUGCUAUGGUGCUUAGAGCUGUCAAGUCAGGAGCAUCCCAGACCCUGAGACUUCAGAACCCAAUUCUGAGAUCAGGAGUGGCUCCUGGUGAUGUCAUGGAGAUGGGACUUGGUGAUGUCACAGGGCGGGCCCUGGUGAUUCUUCCUCUGCACUCCUUCUUACCACUAAGCCCUGGAGAUGGAAGUUAAUUGGGACAGGGGAAGAGGGAGCUGUGGAUGGCAGACUCCUAGAGAGUCCAUGCAGUCAUUUGCAGCUGACUUCUGCCAGGCUGAAGCUUACAAGCUGCACACAUAGUCUUCUUAAUAAAAAAUAUUUUUUUAAAGGCACUCUUGCCCACCUAAAGAGUCAAGCCCUCUACCCAGCACCUGGAGUGGGGCAGGCAAAUGUGGAGACUUCAGGUCAGCUCUGGAGGUCUGUCAGCAUAAAAUCAACAAUAAUAUGAUCUCCUUAAAAACAAGUACAAAAUGCAUCACAAAUCAAUCAUUAGAUCAGCUUAGUGCAUUGACAUAGCUGGAUCACCUAUCAGGGAAAGUCUGGGUAAACAGAUGAAUUUUAAGCAGGUGCUUAAAUGCCAAUACUGUUGGUAGUUGCUUGCCUGAUGUUCACUAGAAGUGCAUUCCAGAGGGCAGAUUUUACCACAGUAAAGGCCCUGGUAGAGGGAGGGAAGGAUCUGUCAAUCUUGGUUCUCUCUGUUUUGCAUUUUGUCCCAAUCUUAGAUUUAGUUGACCAAUAUGAGUUGCAGCAAUAUGAGAUUUUAUUCUUUUAAUCCUUAUGAAAAUUCAUUGUUAUUAAUAUUAAUAUUAUUCUUAUUAUAUAUUUAUACUCAACAUUUCCCCCUGGCUCAGUUGGCAUUUUUGUGCACAUUUAUCCUAAUAAAAACAGUUUUAUAUGCAGCUUUGACUAAUGCACACAUUUCUGCAAGCAACCUUGCCUAAUAUAUGCAUUUAAAAAAAACAAAACAAAAAAACACUGGUUGGUUGGAGAACUGCAUUUCAGAAUUCCAGUAAGUGCAAAUUUUGAAGGAUAUCUGCAUUUCAAAUCACAUAAUGUUUCACAAAGCGCAAAUUUGAUAGAUUUGGUUUUAAAUGCAUAUUUACUCUGAUUUCUCCUCCACCCCUGGUCUUAGUGUACACAAGAAAAGCUUGGGGAUCUGUGGCACUAGGUGGUGAAUUGAUUCCUGGUCCUCUUUUCUUCUAGGAAACAAGAGCAUGGAGUUAGACCAUGCAGUCCUAGCUGUGGGAUAUGGGGACCUCGAAGGGGAGAGCUACUGGCUCAUCAAGAACUCUUGGUCCACAUAUUGGGGCAAUGAUGGCUACAUCCUCAUGUCGAUGAAGGACAACAACUGUGGGGUGGCAACAGCUCCCACCUACCCAGUCCUGGCCUAA